UUUUAAUGAUUUAAUUUCAUGCAUGUUUGGUAGUAGCACAACCCCCUCCCCAAACAUUUCUCUACCGGCUUGCUGGCCGGCCAUUAUAUCAACCCAUCCACUCUGGGCUACUAGGAAGCAUUGAGAAGCUAGCAACCAAAAACCAUAUGACGAUGGCAACAUUAUUGGUGGCGUUCUUUGCUCUCUGCUCGCUCUCCGCCGCUACCGCCACCGCCAAUUUUAUAGACAACCCUUUCCUCGUAAAGGGAAAAGUCUACUGCGACACCUGCAACUGUGGCUUCGAGACCACCGCCACCAAAUAUAUCCCCGGAUCAAGGGUCCAGAUUGAGUGCAGAAACAGGGACACCAACGCCCUCACCUACACCAUCGAAGGCAUAACCAACUCGGAGGGAGAGUACAGCAUCUUGGUGGAGAGCGAGCGCGGCGGCGACUUCUGCGACGUCGUUCUAAAGCAGAGCUCCGACCCCGUCUGCGACGUUCCCAGCCAAGGACGCGACCGUGCUCGCGUCAUACUCACCCGUAACAACGGCAUUAGCAGCGACGUCCGUUUCGCCAACAGCAUGGGUUUCGCUACUGCCCGCCCUUUGCCUAGCUGCCCCCAACUCCUCCAACACUAUCAUUUGAACGACGACAAUUUUUAAUUUUUAAUGAACAACAAAACAAUUACUUUUCUUGUUUUCAUGCUUUGAGCUUCCAUAUAUUUUAUAUUUAUAUUUAACGUUGUCAUAAUCAAUGUGCACUCUUUUGUAUUUGAGGAUAA
This is a messenger RNA of Ipomoea nil (Japanese morning glory), 760 nucleotides long. RefSeq names its product olee1-like protein. The record is from RefSeq and is a predicted model, not a curated record. The transcript is spliced from 2 exons. NCBI's taxonomy places the organism in Eukaryota, Viridiplantae, Streptophyta, Magnoliopsida, Solanales, Convolvulaceae. Bases 147 to 641 code for a protein of 164 amino acids.